AUGGAGAGAAUGACAUCGGCAGAAUUGGACAAAUUCCGAUGUGUCACAGAGUGGUUUGGUAUCGAUGACGAGGAGAUGAGUGAUGGUGAAGAAAACAACGAUCCACUGCUUUUUGCGACUGGACCACCUAAAAAACGUAAAAUAACGGAUGCUCCGGAUGACGAGCCGCCGAAGCUGAUUCCAACCGCGCAUUAUCGGCUUGUCUAUGGAGGCAAUUCAUUGUUCUUAUUUUUCCGCGUCCAUCAAAUGAUAUGUGACCGGCUUGGCAAAAUGAAAAUGAAGCAUGCUGAACAAAUGAAGGAUUAUGAGGAAGAGCAAGCAAUCGCUGCUAUGCAGGCGGAGUUGUACAAAAUUCAUGGAAAAGGAUUUGGUAGCCAUGAACUCAACGCUAGUGACACGAAUAACGGAUUAGCCAUAAUAAAAAGUCCUCGUCGAUCUCCUGCUUCCAACUACGCUGAUCUCUUGUGCGAAAUAAAAAGCCUUUUGGAUGGAAACAUUGAUCCCAAUACUUACGAGGAUAAUGUUCGGCUACUGUUCCCAAUAGACGGUUAUUUGGUCACAACAAUUGAUAAACUCAUAGCUAUGGUUGGACGGCAGUUGCAUUUCUUAGCACAGCUGAGGCGAUUGAAUACUCAUGACGCAUACAAAGCGUUGCUAAAUGUUGUAGCUCGUCUUUUCCUGAGGCGUAUCUCGAGCGAUCCAUGUACUGGAGAUUUCAUUGCAUUCGGAGGAGACGGAGCUCCAUCAAUUUUAUCGCCUUCUUUCGGAUGGGAAGGAAUUAUUCGACGCAAUCGUGGACGUGGAUUGGCAAAAAUGGAGCGCAUGCAUUACAUCCGCAAAUGUCGAGCUGGCGAUAUGUUCGCGGAAGAACACGGUGUCACAUGGUUGGCGAAAGGGAUGCAAAAAGUCACAUCACAUCAUCCGGUGUAUGAGUUUCUGCAAUUUAACAAAUAUAUGCUGAAAAAUAUAGCAUAUCAGUCUCGCUCCAAAUAUAUACAUGUUAGUUGA
Ostertagia ostertagi is the source of this 1008-nucleotide messenger RNA. The record is from the annotation of a GenBank genome assembly. Lineage: Eukaryota; Metazoa; Nematoda; Chromadorea; Rhabditida; Trichostrongylidae.